Molecule: messenger RNA, 2735 nt
Organism: Closterium sp. Yama58-4
Lineage: Eukaryota; Viridiplantae; Streptophyta; Zygnematophyceae; Desmidiales; Closteriaceae
Source: the annotation of a GenBank genome assembly
AUGCGUGACGCAGAUAGGGUGGUGGAAGAGGGGCGGGCAGAGGCGGAAUGGAAGGUUAGAGGAGCGCUUAAGUACGAAUGGAGGGUUGGCGGGAACGGUGAAGGGGAUGGCAUAAGCGAGAACGGAGAGAGGGAGGGUGUGGGCAGGGAAGGAGGAGAGGGCAGUAGCAGCAGCGGCGGAAGCAGUGGUGCUUCAAGCAUCCCUAGCAGCACCUUCAGCAGCACCCCCAGCAGCCCUCAGGGUGCAUGUGGGCGGUGGGAGCGGUUCUCAGGGGAGGCAAUGUGCCGGGUAGUGGCAGGGCGCAACACGAUGAUCGUGGGGGACUCGCUCAACUUGCAGCUCGCCCACGCCCUGCGCUACAACGUGCGUGUGGGGGCGGAGGACCCAGGGGAGCGUGUACGGCGUGGGCGCAUCUCGGUGCUGUGCCGGCGGGUGAGGGAUGCUUCGUACUCCCCCUGGCUGUCGCUGCAGCGCUGCUGGACUGCUGUGCUCUGUGGGGACGUGGAAGGGAGGGGUGACGGUGGGGAUGUGGUGGGGCAGAGCGAGAGCAGCGACAGCAGCAGUGAGGAAGGAAGCCCACCUUCACCCGCUCGCCCCUCUCUCGCAUUCAACCUCUCCUUCGUGCGCGAUGACUACCUGCUCUCCCCCGCCUGGCGCAACCAGUGGCUCACAAAGCGCGUGCACGGCUCGUGGGUGGAUGACUUGCGGCGGGAGAACGUGUCGAUUCUGAUUGUCAACCGCGGCGCGCACUUCACCCCCCACGAGUCGUUUGCGUGGGAGGUCUCGGGGCAGCUGGCUUGGCUGCGGGAGCAGUUUCCAGAUUUGCUGAUUGUUGUGCGUGGGACGCCGGCGGGGCAUAGGGGGUGCAUGCGUUACGACCGUCCCUUGGAAAAGAAGUUUGGAAAGGAUGAUUCAAGUGAUAGUGAUAAGGGAGAUGGGAUUUUUAAGCAUGUAGAUAAGUAUAACUGGGAUAAGUUUGCGCGGCAGAAUGAAGUUGCGAGGAAAGUGGCGGAGGCGGUGGGGGCUGUGUAUAUGGACGUGGAGAGUAUGACAGAGCUGAGACCGGAUUCUCAUAGAGGGGCCAAGGACUGCCUUCAUUAUUGUCACCCUGCCUCUAAACCCGUUGCUGUCGUUUCCGGUACAGCCAUUGUUAUGGCUGCAGAGGAGGAGUUACGGCCGGUAGAGGAGAAUAAAGACGUGCCCGAAGCGGGAGAGGCUACAGAGGAGAUUAAAGCGGUCGAUGGGGCGUCGGAGGAAGGGCAGGAGGACGACGGAAGCGAGGAUUUCAACAAACUGAUUCCGGCUGACGAUUCGGAUUCCGAUUCGUCAGAUUCGGAAGCGACGGCGCAAGACCAAGCGGAGAAAAAAUCCGCAUUGCAGGCGGCGCGCGAGCAGAAGCGCGCAGAUGCGGCGGCGGAGCGGAAGGAGCGGCGGGCGCUGAAGGACCUGCUGCGGCGGCCGUGGGGGAACUUCCGCCUGCAGGGGGAAGAGGGGGUUUCUGUUUCCCCUUUCUCUACCCCCUCGCCUACCUCUCUUUUCCAGCGCCCAUCGCGCAACACGGUGGGCAAGGUGCCUCUGGAGUGGUACAAGGAGGAGGGGCACAUCGGGUACGACAGAGAGGGAAAGCGCAUUAUGAAGCACAAGGGGCGCGCCUCUAAGGGGGACAAGCUGGACGAGUUCCUCGCCCACACCGACGACCCUGAUGCGUGGAAGGUGGUGUACGAUGAGUAUAACGACGAGGAGAUCCGGCUGACAGAGGAGGACAUUGAUAUGAUCCGCCGAAUCAGAGAGGGGCGCACCCCACACGCCAAUGUCAACCCCUAUGAGCCGUACCUGGACUGGUUUGACUGGGACGAGAAGUGGGAUCCUCUCAACGCCCAGCCAGAGCCCAAGAGGCGCUUCACCCCCUCCAAGCACGAGGCCAAGCAGGUGAGGCAAGCACGAGGCCACGCAGUUCCUUUCCACACAUCCCUAGACUCCCCCUUUCACUUCCCCCUCCUCUCCUCCCCACACGCGCAGAUAGUGCGGCUGGUGCGAGGACUGCGGAAAGGAACAAUAAAAACGCUGGCGCAGAGGGAGAAAGAGAGGAAGCAGAGAGAGAGCGAGGGGCAGCAGCAGGCGGUGUACCUGAUGUGGGGAGACGACCUGAAAGCCAUUGCCUCUCAGUCCGAUAAGACCAAGAACGUCAACGGGCUCAGCUUCGUGCCCGCCCCCAAACCCAAGCUUCCAGGCCACGAGGAGUCGUACAACCCGCCAGUGGAGUACAUACCCACGGAGGAGGAGGUGGCGGAGAAAAUGAUGCAGGCGGAGUAUGAGGGCACCUCCGACUCGCUCUUCGUGCCCAAGCAGUACAAGUCGCUGCGUUCCGUGCCAGCCUAUCCGCGCUUCAUCCGAGAGCGCUUUGAACGUUGCCUCGACCUCUACCUGUGCCCGCGCGUCAAGAAGAACCGGAUUAUGAUCGACCCCGAUGCGUUGCUUCCCAAGUUACCCAAGAGGAAGGAUCUGCGUCCCUUCCCGCACUCUCUCUCCCUGCGCUACCUGGGACAUCAAGCCACCGUGCGAUCGCUCUCCCUGCACCCUUCAGGGCAAUGGCUCGCCUCAGGCAGUGAUGACGGCACGGUGAGGGUGUGGGAGGUGGACACCACGCGGUGCAGGAGGGUCAUCCAUCUGCCAAUGGCAGUCAAACACGUGGCAUGGAGCCCUGCUGCCUCCCGCCCCAUCCUCGCCAUCACCUC